GGAUAAGGGCGAUCUUGAACCGACUUUUAGUGGAUUAAAGAGGAAAUGAUGGAAGGCGAAGGAGCUUACUUGCCUACUGAGGGUGGGGAAGUCAGAACACGGGAGUCUAGAACGAAUAGUCCCGACAGAAAAAUGUGUAUCGAUGGGGGAAAUGAGUUAGAUAAGCUUAAAAGAGUCUUAUGGGAGAUGGAUAAUCGGACCAAGGAAACCGAAGGGAGGUUUUCCAGGAACGAUGGUUGGAGGAAGGAAGUCUUAAACAGGGCAAGGGUAGCUAGGUUUGCGGACACCGAUGAUCUUCAAAAAAUGAAGAAGCAUGAGGAUAAGAGCUUGGUGGCAUUCGCUAGGAGGUGGAAACUGAGGGAGGAGAUAGAUCCCAAGAGACCGGACGGUCGCGAGGUGGAAUUGACAAAGGAAUUGGAGGCACUGAAGGCGGUCGUGCAAAAACUUCAAGCCGGCCAAAGAAGAGAUGAAACGCCAAACCGACCCAAUCUAAGGCCUGAGACUAGGGAAAGGGGGGAUCCGAGUCCCAAGCAGACUUGGAAUGACAAAGCCUGUAUAUACUAUGGCGAGGAGGACCACCGAAAGAAAGACUGUCAGACCAUGAUAGACGCCUUCAAGGAAGGGAUCAUAGAACUCGACGAUAGGAAGUACGUGAUGUGGGCUGAUGAGGGGAAGCCUGUUCCUUUUCUGCCCUCUAUGAAGAUUAAUGUGGAUGUCAGGAGAAAAAGGAUGAAAGAGGCCAAAGGGAAGCAGGCUCAAAUACCGACUCCAGCCAAGGUAUCAAGAGUGACCUUCGAAGAUGAGUUGGAUGAUGGACCUGACAGCCCGGGGAUGAGGGUAUCGUCAGUUAAGUUUGAGGAAGACAUUAAUAAUGACGAAGUUCGGGUUUGCGCACAGCACACGGGGGAGUCUAGUGGUGGAAAGAAGGAGGAUUCUGACCAGCCCAUGACUGAUGAACAAGUAGAGUCGUUCGGAUCGCCAGUGUCUCUAAGAAAGAGAGGACCUAAGAAGUUUCACUUAAAGAGUACACUUGAUGAGGUCGAUCUAAGAGCGUCACUAAGGAGAGCCAUGGAUAUGCCAAUUCCUAUUCCUCUUAAAGAAUUCAUAGCAGGUUGUGGUCCGGCAAGGGACGAGCUAGUAGCCAUGAUGAGGAAAGCUAAAGUGUCAUUAACGGAGUCAGCAAAGGCCAACGCAUCCUCUCUUAGUACAGAAAAGGAGAAGGAAGAGAAGGGAGGAAAGGAAGAUUAUUUCUAUGUUCUAGGAAGUGAAAAAUUAAAAGUUAUCGUUAACGGUGUAGGAAUGGAGGCUAUCGUGGAUGACGGGUCCGAGUCGACCGUCUGUGAAGACAAAGUCGCGCGAAGGCUCGGCUUGGACAUUGAUAGGAGCGUGGCUAUGACUAUGAUUUCCGCUAACAAACUACGACAGCCAGCGCUUGGGGUAUGUCACAAGGCCAAAGUUAUCGUAGCUGGUGUGGAGGUCACCGUUCCAGUGUUCACCGUCGAAAACUGUUCCUUAGAGUUAAUCCUCGGCAGGACGUGGCUUACACACGUGAAUGCCACCACUGAGAAUAAGCGAGAUGGCAGUCAAACUGUUACCAUAAACGGGCCAGACGGUAGUCGAGUGACACUAAAGACGGUGAAUGAGUACGAUAAACAUCAUAAAGUCUCCCUACCGAACAAAGGGCUUCUUAAGACAAGAAGUUGUCAGAUGAUUCCGAAGAAACUCACCUUGGACCCUCUUACAAUAAAAGAUAAGAGGUUAGAAGUUGAGGAAUUGGAAGACAGUCUUACAAAGAGCGAUGGUAGAGUUAUGGGAGAACUUAUACUGAAUCUGGUAGAGGUCUUCCUGGAUGAUUUUCCAAUCAAAGGACCCUAUGAGAAGGACGAGACUGAGGUGAGGCCUGGAGUAAGGAAGUUCGUCGCUACCCACGCAGAAGAUAUUAAGAUGGUGCUAGUGCAGUUAGAGGACGCUAGUCUGACUGUAAGCGGAACCAAAAGUAGAUGGGCGGUGUCUUCCAUAAAGAUACUAGGCUACAUCUGCGACAGGGAUGGUAGAAGGCCGGAUUCCGCGAAGUUAGAAAAGCUUAUGAACUGGCCUACUCCGCUACGGCAUAUUAUCGAUAUACGCCAGUUCCUAGGGAUGGUUGGGCUUUGGAAGAACCUUAUAAAGGGGUAUGCUGGGAAGGCCGAACCUCUGAGAAGGCUCUUGCGCAAAGGAGUGGAAUGGAGGUGGACGAGUGAGCAAGAGGAUGUUGUGAAAGCUCUAAAUGAUGAAUUUAAAGAGGGGGAUCAAGUCCUUGGAGUUCUUUAUUUUGAGGACAAGGAGAAGCGGUCAUUUGUAGUUUGCACGGAUGCGGGAUCUGCCUCUGUUGGGGGAGUCUGAGCUCAAAAAAACCAGGAGGACAAUAAGCGACCUCUCAGGUUUGAAAGUAAGACCUUAAACACCACCGAAA
Messenger RNA from Chara braunii, 2452 nucleotides. Lineage: Eukaryota; Viridiplantae; Streptophyta; Charophyceae; Charales; Characeae. The record is from the annotation of a GenBank genome assembly.